GGCUCUUUGUCUUGGAAGCUGAGUUAUUCGGUCAACCGAGGCACGUUUACUUGGCAGGAGGGCCCAUAGAACUCGGUGGGGCUUACUUCUGAGCAGGGUUGCUUGGGAUUGCACUGUAACGACAGGAUUCUUAUAACUAACAGUUUAUUAUUAUUUAUUUCCUCUGUCUGUUGUUUUUGCUUUGAAACCCCAAAAAUGUUCUUUAGGAGUUGCAGCUUUAAAAAACAAAACUUUAAGAAUUGAGUGUGAUUUCUCUUUAAAAUAUGAAUUUUCCCCUAAACUGAUAAUGGAUUAAAUAACUCAUGGACUACAAUCCUGUAUCCAGUUAUCUGAAAUACAUGAAGAAAGGUACAUUGACUUACUGGCAGCGAGAAGAGUUCAGAAUGGUUGCAACCAGCAGCUUAACCAACAAAAACUCUGCAUGUAUCUCCAAAAUGAUACAGCAACGUUUUCAACAAGCUGCUGUAACUGACUUUGACUAUUGGGAUUAUGUAGUGCCUGAACCCAACUUUAAUGAGAUGGUGUUUGAGGAACGGACAUGUCAGAGUUUAGCUCGAAUGCUGGAGACGUGCCUGUCUAAAUCAAAACAGACAAGACUGCAUUGCUCAAGAGUUCUGGUCCCAGAGAAACUAACCAGGAGGAUAGCACAAGAUAUCUUGCGUCUCUCUUCUACUGAGCCUUGUGGCUUAAGGGGUUGUGUUAUUCAUGUCAACUUGGAAACUGGAAAUGUAUGUAAAAGGUUGGAUAAGAUUGUCUACGACCCCACUGUCGUUUCUACUUUUGAACUGACGCUGGUGUUCAAGCAAGACAGUUGUUCAUGGCCUAGUUUUAGGGAUUUCUUUUCCAGAGCUUGCUUUGCCUCUGGUGGCAAGCAUACCCUGAUCCUGAGUCCUGGAUUUCGGCUAAUUAAGAAAAAAAUAUACUCGUUUGGGACAGUUGUUGAAGAAUGUUAAAAUGUCUGGUUUUUAUGUACAGAUACCCAAAACGGUGUUAGGAACUGAGCCUAAAGUCCUUACAAAUAUGAAUUAAUUUUUUAAGUUAGCACUGACUUUUUGCACAACAUCCAUUCAUCUCCCUAGCCCAGCAAAAUCUCAUUGCUGCUAGCUGGUUCUAGGAGAGAUGGAGGAGCACCACUACAGGUACUUGAAACAUUCCUUGAUUAGCAUCAGCUCAACAAGCCCAUUCAAUGCUUGCUAGCUGUAGUCCAAAAUGUUACCUAGAAUGUUACCUUGUUGUUUGGCAUUCUUGCAUUUUUUUAAAUGUGAUGUUAUCUAGAUUUGGCUUCUUCUAAUCUUUAAGAAGAACAAGAGAAGGAUGGCAAACAACAAAAGUAUUAUUUUGUCUACUUUUGCCAAAGUUGGAUUGCCCAGUGGCCAUGCUGGCUGGAAAUUGCAGUCCAACGCAUCUAAAGGGCACUGGAUUGCGAUUGUCUGGCAUAGCUCUUAUGUAGAAUGCAGGUGCUCUACACAGUGAUCAAGUUCUCUUUCAGAUGAAGGAUUUUCUAGAAACUCCUGUGUUCAACAAGUCGUGGACAACAGCACUACACUUUAACUGCAUGAGCUUCUUUAGCUUCUGGAAAUGUAUUGAAAUCUACAGAAUGUUCGACAUGGUUUUGGACAUUCAGUGUUGAGUUAUUGUGUAUUCAAUUUAGUGGAACAAAUAUUUGUUGUAUUCACAGAAAUGCCUGACCUGCCCGAAGUCCACUUUGGAAAAUAAGGAUGUUGCUCUGUUAUAGGCUAGCCUGUAAUUUUGACCGAAUGAACAAUACGCAGUUGCUUUUCUUGGACUUCUUCAGUGCCAGUGGUCUCAAAAUGAUUGGAGGGGUGAUGUGACUGCCUGGAAACCACAGAUCCAGUUAACUUGAUGCAGUCCUGUGAAUGAUGCAGGACAUUUUGGAUGCUCAGAAAUGAUUUGGAGGUGACUUUUGAUAAAAUGACUCCCAGAAAGAAAAUCAGUCACAUUCUCACUGUUCUGCUGCAUCUUCCUGUGUCUUGGUUGAGUGAUAGAAAAUCUUAACAGUCAAAGGGCAGGAAAAGUCAACUGAAAAUGCAAAUCUUUGAGGUUUUUUGGUCUAUCCAUCCAUCUGCACUGCAGACAUGUCUGUAGGAUAUGCAAUAUUUUCCAUAAUCCAAGGAACAAGUUUCUGUGUGGUUUUGGCACCAUUUUCCCCCUAUCUUUUAAAGAAAACUUCCAUGUGUCCCCCACUUCAGCAGGAUUAAAAGAAAGUUUUGGUAAUACACCCUAUGAAGGUCUUCUCCUUCAAAAUAUGAAUGGAAUUCCCCUUUUCCCCUUCCAUUUUGUGGCCCACUGUUGCAUUUUCAACAAUUUAUAAAAGAUAGGCUGGCAUAAAACCCCGAGUAAGUGGAGAAGGGUAGCCAGUGUCCCAACAAGGUGGUGAUUGUCUUUUUAAAAUGCCUCUUGGCUCUAGCAUCCUACACUUGACAUCACUGAGUUCUAAUGUGUUGGUUCGGUGCAGGUGAGUAAUGAUAGCAAAGGUCUCUUCCGAAAGAACAGAAGUUAUAAUAAACAUUCUUCCUCUAGAAGAUCAUCUUAUAGGGGACCAGAGUAGAGGAAAAUGACACAGAAGACCCUGCUGUAAUAAGAACUACAUUGCUUUAUGUCAAAGGCUUGGUGUUUCAUCCAUAUGCAACUUGCCCCAUAUAAAAUUAAAAUAUGGGGUGGGGUGGGAAGUGGAACUCCUUGAAGCUUCUGCAGGUGACACUCCUGAUUUCCUUCAGAUUUCUAUAUUGGAGAUCAACUGAUAAGUACAUGGCAUAUACAUUGGAGCUGUUGAUUUUAUUAUACCUGCAUGGGUUACUCUAAUAUAUAUGGGACAAGAAAAAUAACAACACCAUGCAAAACGAAUGGAGGAUAUCACAUAGAGGUGGGUGUCUACAUUGUUUAUUAAUUGCACAUGCCUGACUCUGAACACAAAUUGGCAAGCUGCUUUGUUGCUAUAGGACUGUUGUAAACAGGUGCACUUACUGGUUGUAUUCAACCUAAUGCUUUUAAACUGCAGAUCUUCGCUGGUAAGCUCUGUAGGGGGUGUUGGUGAAGUUAGAUUUGCACUGAUAAGACUCCUUUACUGUUUUGAAGUUCUGAAAUGUUGCUUCUUGUAUUAUCUUGUUACGAUCUUAGCACUGAUCUUAAAAUGUGAUUCCUAUGUCUGCCUAUAAAUACAGAUAUACUU
Varanus komodoensis (Komodo dragon) is the source of this 3190-nucleotide messenger RNA. It is a transcript of the gene DDIT4L, whose product is annotated as DNA damage inducible transcript 4 like. The transcript has 3 exons. The record is from RefSeq and is a predicted model, not a curated record. Lineage: Eukaryota; Metazoa; Chordata; Lepidosauria; Squamata; Varanidae. Gene Ontology annotation, biological process: negative regulation of signal transduction. Gene Ontology annotation, cellular component: cytoplasm. Bases 303 to 953 code for a protein of 216 amino acids.